Molecule: messenger RNA, 852 nt
Organism: Tricharina praecox
Lineage: Eukaryota; Fungi; Ascomycota; Pezizomycetes; Pezizales; Pyronemataceae
Exons: 2
Coding region: 1-852 (283 amino acids)
Molecular function (GO): protein binding
Source: RefSeq, a predicted model, not a curated record
AUGCCGGACACUCCUACUGAUACCCUCACCACCACAAGCAUGGAGAUUCUCACGACGAUGCCCGCGGAGAUCCUCGUGGAGAUCUUCAUAAACCUCGACACCAUCACUGAUGCGGUCAGUCUCAGCCGUACCUGUCAACUGCUCCACCAGGUAUUCGAGAACAACUCACUCGCUCUCCACCGCUCCACCGUUCCGAACGAUUCCCUCUUCGUCAGCUACGAUCGCCUACAGUCGUCCUGGAGUCUCUAUGACGCCGCAUUACGGCUGCAUGGUGUGCGUCACGGUGGUGACUGCUAUUGGCUGCAGGAAGACCAUACAUACGGCAUCCUCCGCAGCUGCGAAGAGUACGCCGAGGUCCUGUCCACCGCGGUUGGCAUCUCCACUGCGGCGGAGAAGAUCUGGACUCUCCUCGUCAACCGCCGGCUGGGCAAUCGCAGCUACGACUCGGUGUGGUGCGAAUUCGGAAUCCAGGCUAUCAAGGACUUGCUGUAUGAGUAUUUUGCCUGCCUGGAAGACUACGGAAUUAAGUACGUGACGCAUUUUCAGACGCUGGCAGCCAUCGCGUGGGUCGUGUGGAGGCAUUGGAAGGAGAGCUGGGGUAUUCCGGGGAUGACCGAAACGUCGAAGCGGACAUUCUCUGCUUGGACUUAUUCCCUUCCGGGGAUAAACCACUAUGCCGAGGUGGAACACCGUAUCAUCACCCAAUAUGUCGACUGGCUGACCUUCCAUUCCGGAUGGGACUGGUGGAAGUCGCUCGAGGGUUCGUGGCGCACUGCUGAGAGACCCGAUGUAAAUUUUGGCAGCUUGUACUGCAGAACCUUGAUGUUUGCUGUCAACGACCAUGAGGAGUAG